AUGAAAGGUUUUACAUCUGAAGAACAACAGAAUUAUGCCCAACACCAAAUGGACGUCUCCAACAAGGGACACAAGGGAUUGGGAUUCUCCUCUGCAAAGAAAUCAUCCUCCACACAACAGCCAGCUGGUAAACAUACUAUUCUUGGUGGAAAGGUCUCUUCAACCACUUUCCGUAUCUCACCAAGCAAGAAGCAAAAACAAGAAAAGUUGAAAAAGUUGUACCCAGCCAUUUAUGACUUUUUAGUUUAUUGUGAAUUGGAUAAUGUUGCUAAAGUUUUUGCUGAAACCACUGAAAUGGAAAAUUUUGAAGAAUUAAACAUGCCAAAGGUUAUGGAAGUUUAUGAAGAACAUUUUGCCAAGUAUGGAAUUGAUCUUUAUGGCGACUUUUUGAACUUGGGAGCUGCUUUAAAGCUUGCUAAAUCAACUAAUACAAUGACUGACGAUGAAUCAUCAACAAAGAAGGCACCAACUUCUACUACAUCUGCUUCCACAAGUCAAUCCACAGAAUCUUCUCCAAAGAAGAAAUUUAGAAAGACCAAAUCUGAUUCAUCAUCUUCAUCGUCAUCAUCAGAUUCUGAUUCCGAUGCUGAAAUGAAAGAAACACCAAAGGAAACACAAAAGUCCAAGAAGGAAUCCAGCUCAUCAGAUUCUUCAUCUGAUGAAGAAAUGAAAGAUACCAAGCCUACUCAAACUAAGCCAGCUAUCUCAAAGAAGGAUUCUUCCUCAUCUAGCUCUUCAUCAUCAAGUGAAGAUGAGAUGAAGCCAACACAAACCAAGCCAGCUGUGACAAAGAAGGAUUCAUCAUCCGAUUCAAGUUCUGACAGCUCAUCAGAAGAUGAAAAGAAACCAGUUAGUAAGCCAGCUGUACAAGUCAAGCCUAUUGUCACAAAGAAGGAUUCAUCAGAUUCAAGCUCUGACUCUUCAUCAUCAGAAGAUGAAAAGAAACCAACUCCAAAACCAGCUGUUGAAACUAAGCCUAUUGUCACAAAGAAGGAUUCUUCAAGCUCUGAUAGUUCUGACUCUUCAUCAUCAGAAGACGAAAAGAAGAAGCCAGCUAUCAAACCAACCGUCACAAAGAAGGAUUCAUCAUCUGAUUCAAGCUCUGAUUCAUCUGAUGAAGAAAUGAAGGAUGCCAAGCCUACUCAAACUAAGCCAGCUAUCUCAAAGAAGGAUUCUUCAAGCUCAGACAGUUCCGACUCUUCAGAAGAUGAAAAGAAACCAGUUAGUAAGCCAGCUGUUCAAUCAAAGCCAGUAACUAAGAAGGAUUCUUCAUCUGAUUCCAGCUCUGACUCUUCAGAUGAUGAAAAGAAACCAACUCCAAAACCAACUGAAACUAAACAAGUCAUAACAAAGAAGGAUUCAUCUGAUUCAUCUGAUUCCAGCUCUGACUCUUCAGAAGAUGAAAAGAAACCAGUUAGUAAGCCUAUUCAACCAAAGCCAGUAACUAAGAAGGAUUCCUCAUCUGAUUCUGAUUCAUCAUCCUCUUCAGAAGAUGAAAAGAAACCAACUCCAAAACCAACUGAAACUAAACCAGUCAUAACAAAGAAGGAUUCCUCAUCUGAUUCUGAUUCCAGCUCUGACUCUUCAGAUGACGAAAAGAAGCCAGCUACCAAACCAAUUAUCCAAUCUAAACCAACCAAGAAAGAUUCUUCAUCCGAUUCUGAUUCAUCAUCCUCUUCAGAAGAUGAAAAGAAACCAGUUAGUAAGCCAGCUGUUCAAACCAAACCUAUUGCUGCAAAGAAGGAUUCAUCAGAUUCAAGCUCUGACUCUUCAUCAGAAGAUGAAAAGAAACCAACUCCAAAACCAACUGAAACUAAACCAGUCAUAACAAAGAAGGAUUCCUCAUCUGAUUCUGAUUCCAGCUCUGACUCUUCAGAUGACGAAAAGAAGCCAGUUAGUAAGCCAGCUGUUCAACCAAAGCCAGUAACUAAGAAGGAUUCUUCAUCUGAUUCUGAUUCAUCAUCCUCUUCAGAAGACGAAAAGAAACCAGCUGUUAAGGCAGUAGAAAAGAAACAAGCUAGCUCUUCAUCAGAUUCUAGCUCAUCUGAUGAAGAAAUGAAAGAAUCUUCUGAUGCUUUGAAGAGAAAGAGAGAAGAUACUGAGGAACAAGUUGAAGAACAAACUGAUGCCAAGAAGAACAAGUUUGAAAAUGAAAACAAUAGAGGUGUCCCAUAUCAAAGAGUAAAGAGAGACGAAGUCAAAUUCCAAGAUGAAAGAUUAUCAGUAAGAUCAUACAGUUUUGGUUCUCAUGGCGAAAGAGCUGUCAGAGAUUUGGGCCCAACUAAAGGAAAGGACUUUAGAGCAGCUAAAACAAAGAAAAAGAAGAGUACGUAUAGAGGAGGUGCUUUGGAUGUCAAUGUUGUUAGAAGCAUCAAGUUUAAUAAUAACAAGUAA
Molecule: messenger RNA, 2394 nt
Organism: Naegleria gruberi
Lineage: Eukaryota; Heterolobosea; Eutetramitea; Acrasida; Naegleriidae
Product: SRP40 domain-containing protein
Exons: 2
Coding region: 1-2394 (797 amino acids)
Cellular component (GO): nucleolus; nucleoplasm
Molecular function (GO): protein binding
Source: RefSeq, a predicted model, not a curated record